Molecule: messenger RNA, 3247 nt
Organism: Panonychus citri (citrus red mite)
Lineage: Eukaryota; Metazoa; Arthropoda; Arachnida; Trombidiformes; Tetranychidae
Product: peroxidase-like
Exons: 10
Coding region: 346-2853 (835 amino acids)
Biological process (GO): response to oxidative stress
Molecular function (GO): peroxidase activity; heme binding
Source: RefSeq, a predicted model, not a curated record
GAAAAAAUAAAUUCAUUCGAUUGACGUUAGAAAGAUCAUUUUAUCGUCGCUACUCUAACUGGAAUCAUCGUAAUCAACUUUCAACAGUUAAUUGUUUUCAAUUAAAAGUUUAACAAGUUAGUAAACUUCAUCUCAAUUCUUGAAAACGAUAAACAUGUAAUUCAAGAGUUUGGUGUUGAUUCAAUUCGAAAUAGAUCAUCUUUAAAACAAUCUAUUUAAAAACAAUCAGCAAUUAUACGAAAGGAUUAAAAAAGAAAUUCGAAAUCAAUCUGAAAACAAUAAUCUAAUCUAUUGAUUGGAUUGGUGUUUUUUUUUCAUGAUAUUUGAUUUUCAACCUUAAUCACAAUGAGUACUUCUUGUAUUUAUCAUCUGUUGUCAUCAACGGGUUGCUUUUCAUCAUCAUCAACAACGUUUUGUGUCCUUUUAAUUGUUUUUUCAUUUGUGCCUAUCAUCAAUUGCAGCCAAACACCAACUCAAGUGAUACCAAGUGACUUAACCAGCUCAAUUCAUUCCUCGUCCAUAUUAUCACCUUCAUCACCUUCCUAUGCAUCGUUAUUAGAUUCAUCGCCAGCAUCCAUAUCGUUAUCCGCAUCACCAUUUGCCUUAGAAUCCACUGGAUCGCCAAAAACUACCGUUCAACUUGUCGCACCUUCGAGUUAUUCCCAAUCCUCUGAAUGUGCACUUGUCUUGCAACGAACCUACGUCGUCAAUGUUGCUCCCCAAGAGUCCAAUCGAAGUCCACUUUUUGCUGGUUUCUUAAGUGUCAUUAAACAACAAUCACCUGCAUUUUCUCCUGUUCCAACUGGUAAACAAGAGGAAUUGUGUAUUCGUUACACUGAUGUUGAAUCGGCGAUCCAAGAGGCCAAAUUCCGACGUAAUUACAUUCGGCCGAAUGGUCUUAAUUCCCUUGAACCACUUCCACCGAUAAUCUCACCCACUGCUGAACUCGCAUUAGAAGUGACCAAAGUCUUGGCUACUCAGUUUAAAUUGUCUCCUGAUGAGAUUCUUAAUGGUUUACCUUUGAUUGAUCUUUCACGAACUACACUUUGGGAUGAAUGUCCAGCUCAUGUUAAACCUAUUCCAUGUACCAUUGAACGAUACCGAACCUACACUGGACACUGUAAUAACCUUAAAACACCAUCAUGGGGAGUUACUUUUACCCCAUUCGUGCGUUACCUUCCUCCAGUUUACUCAAAUGGUAUCGAUGGUUAUCGACUUUCCGUUGUUGAUGGAUCACCUUUACCAAGCGCUCGUUUGGUUACAGCAACUGUACAUCGUGAUGUUGAUAGACCCGAUUCUGAUUUAACUAUUUUAAUCAUGUCAUGGGGACAAUUUAUUGAUCAUGAUUUAACUCUAGCAGCACCACCGAGAGAUGAAAAUGACCUUGAAUUUGACUGUUGUGAACUUCGUGAAAGAGGAACUGACCAUCCAUUAUGUGCACCAAUUAUAAUACCCGAAAAUGACCCAUUGUACAGUCCAUAUGGUAAACGAUGUCAUGAUUUUAAACGAUCUGUUGCUGGACAUCGUCCAAAUUGUGCUCUUGGACCUCGUGCUCAUGUAAAUACUUUAUCAUCACCAAUUGAUGCUAAUUUCAUUUAUGGUUCAACUGAUGCUUUGGCUAGACGAUUAAGAGCAUUUAAAGGAGGUUUAAUGAGGACUUGGGAUCGAUUCCAAGCCUAUGGAUUGAAACCCUUAUUGCCACCGGAAGGUGAUAACCCAGAGCGCGAUUGUACCGCUCGGCCUCGUCAUUUGUUUUGUUUCAUCGCUGGUGAUGAGCGUGUCAACGAGCAGAUCCAUUUGACCGUUUUGCACACUUUGUACGUUCGUGAUCACAAUCGUAUUGCCAACGCAUUGGCUCAGCUUAAUCCUCAUUGGGACGAUGAGAAACUUUUCCAAGAGACUCGACACAUUGUGGCCGCCGCUGUCCAGCAUAUCACCUUGAAUGAAUUCUUACCUCUUUUAUUAGGAACUGAAAUGGUUGAAAGAUAUAAUUUAACUGUCCAAGCCGAUGGUUAUCGUGAUGAUUAUGAUCCUAAUGUGCACAUUGGUCCUUCUCAUGCUUUCCAAACUGCCGCUUUCCGAUUUGGCCAUACAUUUAUCCAAGGAAUGGUUCGUCGUUAUGAUAAAUUUCAUCAAUUCCUUGGUGAAGAUCCACUUCACAAUUUACUCCGUCAACCUUUUAUCGUCUAUGAACCUGGUAAACUUGAUGAGCUUGUCGGUGGUUUGAUCAACACUCCCGCUCAAACUUUCGAUCCUUUCAUAACCCAAGAAAUAUCAGGUCGACUUUUCCAACCACCACACAAACCCUUCGGCUUAGAUUUACCUGCGAUCAAUCUUGAACGAGGUCGUGAACAUGGUUUACCAGGAUACAAUGCAUGGCGGGAAUGGUGCGGUUUAGGAAGAGCUCAAACAUGGCAAGACUUGGUCCCCGUUCUGCAAAAUAAUACCGCUUUCCUUUACUCACAGAUUUACAAACACCCUGAUGAUAUUGAUCUUUGGUCUGGUGGUGUCUCUGAGGUUCGUUUACCUGGAUCCAUAAUUGGUCCAACUUUUGCCUGUAUCAUUGCUCGGCAAUUUUCAAAUAUCCGACGAGGAGAUCGUUUCUGGUACGAUAGGCCAGGACUUCCGUCAUCAUUUACUCCUGAACAAUUGUACGAAAUUAAAAAGGCAACACAAUCAAAGAUUAUUUGUGAAAAUUCUGAUGAUAUUCCAACAAUUCAAACUUGGGUCAUGAGACAAGCUCAUCCAAUAUUUAAUCCUCGAGUUAAUUGUGAAGAUCUACCAAGUAUUGAUUUAAGAUACUGGCAAGAAGAUCCAAACACCGGAACUUUACUUUACCAAAGUAGAAAGUAAAAUCUUAUCCAAUCAUUUUCAUCAUUGGAAAAUCAAAUUUGAUUAGUGAAAACAAAUAUCUAAAUCUAUUGACCACAAAAUGAUCAAGUCUUUUUGACCUUCUCUCCGUGAAUGGAAACAUAAUUAUAGUAAUAUAAUCUUUAUCUUCUGUUAUUGUUUUCUCUUUUUUCUUUUUCUCUUCUAAUUUUCCCCGAAUUCUCUGUAUCAUCUUUUCCGACUUCUUCAUAGUUUCUCCUUGUUCAUUGUUUUGAUUUCAUUCGUUUGUCUUGUCCUUCUUUUCUCCUUCUCUAUCAAGCCAAUUGUAUUUCCAUGUUAAUUGUCACAUUAGAAAGAAAGAAGAAAAAAAGAGAUCAAAUUUUUCGUUAAAUAAUAUAAAUUUUGUUAUCAAAGAAAA